Molecule: messenger RNA, 927 nt
Organism: Aspergillus japonicus CBS 114.51
Lineage: Eukaryota; Fungi; Ascomycota; Eurotiomycetes; Eurotiales; Aspergillaceae
Exons: 1
Coding region: 1-753 (250 amino acids)
Source: RefSeq, a predicted model, not a curated record
AUGGCUCCCACAUGUCACCCUGACCUCCGCAAGUACGCGUACGUGAAGCUCCGAGACCUGAUAAAGGCCCAAGUGCUGCUAGAGGAAGUACGCGGCGAUGCCGGGACAUGCGAUCUGUGCCAGACGGGCCGAAGCGAGCACCAAGGCGCGCCGCUGUAUGAAUGCUCGGCCUGCCGGCACACGUACCACCACCGGUGCAUCGACGUGCUGCGGGCGCAGGCGUCGGACCGGGGCGAGCCGCUGGCGUACGGGUGCCCGCACUGCGGCCGACCGUGGGUGACGGUCGCCCUGCUGGAGCAGCAGGCCGGGGAGACGGCCCGGGGCCGCUCCCCGCGCCGCGGCCUCCCCGAUUCCGACGGGACGUAUGCCUUCACCUUUGGGGCGGCCACGCGCCAGUAUCUCUGUAAUUGGGAGGACCACGCCACGGGCGGGGUCUGCGGGCAGGGACCGUUUGACACCUUUGAGCACUUCUAUCGCCACCAUGCCACGGCGCACGCGGGGAUCCUCUUCUUCGAAUGUGACCUCUGCGAGCCGGUGCGGGGGUUCAUGUCGGCGCUGUUGCUCAUCCAGCAUACCAAGGACGUUCACGGUGGGGAUCCGCGGCUGUGCGAUAGGCCGGAGCCGUCGGCUUCCCCUAGGGCGACUGAAGGCGAGGCUGUUGAUCCUGCUGCGUCACUGGCGGAGAAACUAGAACUUAUGGACCUGGACGUGGUCGACAGCAUCGAGGACGACGCCAUGCACUUGGAUGAAUAGGUGAGUUGCGGGCUGUGUGGUCACUGUUUCAUAGUACAGUACAUCUGCCGGCGUAAGAAUGUCUGCCGCUGCAUAUCUCAGUGGACCACAAUCUCAGGACGUCUAUUGAUACUCUGAUAUCUUUGGUCGCGCUUUGACAAAACUAGAAAAGAAAAGAAAAAAAAAAUAACAGCA